CACUUUUGUGAGAGGUCUCUUUUGUUAAAUUAAUGAAAGCGUUAUGGCGGCAACGAGUAUACCGAAUCCUUCGACUCUUCUUCCUCUUGAGUUGAUUGAUAAAUGCAUCGGCUCCAGAAUUCACAUCAUUAUGAAAAAUGAUAAAGAAAUUGUUGGAACUUUACUUGGAUUUGAUGAUUUUGUUAAUAUGGUUUUAGAGGAUGUUACAGAAUAUGAGAGUACACCAGAAGGAAGAAGAAUAACAAAAUUAGAUCAAAUUUUGUUGAAUGGAAACAACAUCACAAUGAUGGUACCUGGUGGAGACAUGCCUGAAUCCUAAGUGUAACCCCCCCUUUUUUGUGGAGCAACAGAAAUAUUGACACAACUCACUUCACAUCUUCAUCGACUCUUUAAUGUUAUUGAUAAUAGUAAUAAUAUGGUAUGAUUAAUUAAAUUUCUUUUGUGAUAAUAAAAAAAUUUAGCAAAAUUA
Molecule: messenger RNA, 469 nt
Organism: Limulus polyphemus (Atlantic horseshoe crab)
Lineage: Eukaryota; Metazoa; Arthropoda; Merostomata; Xiphosura; Limulidae
Product: U6 snRNA-associated Sm-like protein LSm5
Exons: 5
Coding region: 44-319 (91 amino acids)
Biological process (GO): mRNA splicing, via spliceosome
Cellular component (GO): Lsm1-7-Pat1 complex; U6 snRNP; U4/U6 x U5 tri-snRNP complex
Molecular function (GO): RNA binding
Source: RefSeq, a predicted model, not a curated record